Messenger RNA from Scaptodrosophila lebanonensis, 918 nucleotides. RefSeq names its product ATP-dependent Clp protease proteolytic subunit (gene ClpP). Gene Ontology annotation, molecular function: serine-type endopeptidase activity; ATP-dependent peptidase activity; ATPase binding. Gene Ontology annotation, biological process: protein quality control for misfolded or incompletely synthesized proteins. Gene Ontology annotation, cellular component: endopeptidase Clp complex. The coding region runs from base 78 to 839 and encodes 253 amino acids. Lineage: Eukaryota; Metazoa; Arthropoda; Insecta; Diptera; Drosophilidae. The record is from RefSeq and is a predicted model, not a curated record. The transcript has 3 exons.
UCGAAGAACAGCUGUUUUGCGUAAUUUUGAUCGAGAUUGAGUUUAUUAGCAUAUUACGCGAAAUUGUAAAAAGGGACAUGUUGAAAAACGCAGUUAACCUUUUGUUAAGAAAUACAUCAUGCGUGACUCGACAACAUCCCGUGCGGGGAAUAAAUCUAAUUCCCAUGGUGGUGGAGCAGACGGGCCGAGGAGAGCGCGCAUACGACAUAUUCUCAAGAUUGCUGAAGGAGCGAAUAAUUUGCCUUAUGGGCAACAUUACUGACGACAUCAGCUCCACAGUAGUAGCUCAGCUGCUUUUUUUGCAGUCGGAAAAUGUCAACAAACCGAUACACUUAUACAUCAACUCACCUGGUGGAGUGGUAACUGCUGGUCUGGCCAUUUACGAUACAAUGCAAUAUGUGAAGCCACCAAUAGCAACUUGGUGUGUGGGGCAAGCUUGCUCAAUGGGAUCACUUCUGCUUGCAGCGGGCGCACCAGGCAUGCGGUACUCAUUGCCGAACGCACGUAUUAUGAUACACCAACCAUCGGGAGGUGCGCAGGGUCAAGCUACAGACAUACUCAUACAUGCAGAAGAAAUAAUCAAAAUUAAGCGUCAGCUCACGAGUAUAUACGUAAAACAUGCUAAAAAUAACUAUGAAGAAAUGUGUCAACGGAUGGAGCGAGACCACUUUAUGACACCAGAGGAAGCUAAGAUACUGGGUAUAAUCGACCAUGUUCUUGAGCACCCACCUGAAACAGUUUCAGAGACCGGACCAUCUUCAGACGGUGGCGUAAGAUCGGGGAAAACGUCCUCUCCUGACGAAGACUCUGAAAAAAAACGAUCCAAACAGGCAGUUUAACAACCAUAGCUAUUCAACACAUUUCGGCCUCUAAUUAAAAACAAAAAAAAAUUAAUCGCAAGUACAAGAAAAAACCCAA